AUGGAAGCUGAGCUCAUCGGUGCAAACGGGGCUAAUAUAGCCUCUGAUAUCCGUUACAAAACGACAUCAAGUCCUGGUUCGGACUCCCCUCCCUGCCCAUGUCUGAACCGGGUGCAUCCCUCAUCCACUGACAACCAGUGUCCAGCUCCAGCUGACUGCGAUGCCAGCUCUCCUGACCAGCUUGCACCUCAAAAGAGAAAAGUCUCCUUGAUGGAGUCCAUGUGUGGCGACAGAAGCAUAGUGAUGAUGGAGCAGCUCCUCUUUUCUUUGCUGUCGGAGCAUUGCACUUCUUCUUCAGCCCCAGGGCCUCGAACGAGCCCCCUCCUUGGAGGGCUUCCAGGGAACGCGCUGCUGAUUCGAGGGCAUGCCGCAUCUUUGCAGCUCGCUCAACUGAAAGCCCAGCUUGCAUUGGCUCAGAUGAACAGUGCUCUUGCUAUUGGUGGCCAAGCUGCAACCUUAACGGCUAACUCCAACACCCCUAUUCCGCCCAUAGCCACCACAGCACCUUCACCGACUGCUGUGGCCAUCAACCUCCUGAACCUUCUGAAGAUUGCCAACACCAUGUCCCAUCCCCUGUACAACCCCUAUGUCCCCGGGAAGCAGAGUUCUGCGCAAGGUCAAUAUGGACUCUCUGGUGGGCCUGCAGAGAGGGACCCCCGACUGACAAUGCCUCACCUUGGACCUGGAUCUAGCUUUACCUCUUCUGGAGCUUCGUCUGUGACUCAUGGGAACACCGGGGGAAAAGUGACUUCACUUCUAGCUCGGCCAACAAGCUACAGACCUGAAAGUAGAGCCAAAGUGGAUGAUGAAUUGGAGAGGUCUGUAGACUUGCAUAUCAGCAGAGCAAGGGAGGAAGUUAGACAUCAGCCUGUAGGCCAGGGCCCUCGCUUCACCAACUCUCAAAGAGAAGAGUUCCCUUCCUCCAGCACAGCAGUGACUUCCUAUAUGACAUCCUCAGCUUCUCAAGGAAACAGACACUCUGCUGUUGCCGGUAGCGGUAGCUCUUUGGACUGGUUGCCAAUCUACAAAAAGUCCUCUGAGGAUCAAUCUUCAAAUAUAUUUUCUUCUUCAUCUGGCUACUUGAGCGGUGCUGACGGAAGAUUUAAUACCGCCGGUGAAGGACAACACAACAUGCCGUCCAUUCCAGGUUUAGGUGACUUUGAUGAAUCCCAACCUGAAAAACCCACACCCCCUACUGAGUCUGUGCGGCCCAAGUAUACAUCAGAAUCGGCGUCGAACAUCCUCUUGCACUUUGGACUUGAAAAAGAGGACUUGGAACAUCUCAUUUCAUACCCAGAAGACCAGAUAACCCCUGAUAACCUGCCUUUUAUCUUGAGGCAAAUCCGCAUUCAGAAGGCAAAUAGAACUGCAACUACGUCUCAGCCGGUACCCUAUUCCAAACCUCAACCCACCUCAAGUCAGGACAGAUUGAACACCACCUUCAGUGGAAUGAACCCAGAUGAGAUGUCGUCAGCUAUUCUUAAACCAAGUAAAGUGAUUGACUAUGGCCAUACAGGAAAAUAUACUGCGGGGGUAGGAAAGGAGAUUGGAAGGACUAUUCCUGCUAGUGGUAACAGUGGUGGGAGCAGCAAUACACUGCUGAUGAACACUUUCAGUGCCAGCAGCCACAACAAGCCACCACAAAGAACUACAACAGAGAUCAAAAGCAGUACCGUAGCGUCUUCACUGAAGCAGAUGAAUUCUGUCACCAGUUUUAGCACAAUAAGAACCUCUGUGGCCCCUCCAAGCAGCGGUCCUGCAAAUCGACUUCAUACUCAGAUGAAUCAAGCUUCACAGUCGUCAGUCUUUACAACGUUCUCUCUGCCCAAGAAGGACACAGAUGCCAGAUGUCUCAUUCCCAAAGUCCCAAAAUCUGUUCCCUUAAAAGCCCCAGAGCCAGCCACCUCAAAAGCCCAGCCCGUCUGCCCUCUGUACCGCGGCGUUCACCCGGGCCGCCCUGGCCUCGUUCUCAUCGGCAGCAACGACGGCGGUUCCUGCAACGCUCAGAGCAAAACCCACGGACAAGUGCCCGCCGUUUCUGAGACGAUGAAAAGGCAGCAGACACAACAGCAGCGGCAGCAGCAGCAACCGAAGCAGCCCAUGCAAGCCCGACAAGCUUUGAAGCCUCAAGUUCUACCCCCCCAAACGCUGGUUCCUGCGCCAUCGGCCAUCCCUGGGAUCGCUGGCGUUCCUCAAGUGUCGCACCAUCCAGCCUCUAUCCAGAAGGCGCAUGCAACGUCUUCUAACAAGAAUAAUCCAGGAAAUGUGAGGGUUUCCACCUGUAUGCCAACAGCGGCCAUGUUGCAGGACUAUGCUGCGGCCACACCAAAAGUAUUUCCUCAUACCUGUUUGCUUUGUAACAGAGAGUGCACCAAUAUGAAGGAUUGGAUCUCCCACCAGAAUUCAAACCUUCACCUUGACAGCUGCAGACUUCUCCGUACACGCUGCCAAGCUCCCGCCCGCCGCCUCUGCCCCGGGCUCACAGAACCGCCACCUGAAGAGCAGACACGACAGCCCCCCCCCCCUCACACAGCCCACGCCGCCAGCGCGGGCCCGAGGAUUGGAGGGAAAGGCAUAGAAGCCGCUCGCGCAGUCCACGCUACAGCUACGGCUACGGCUCAGAGGGGCGAAGAGAGAAGCGCGGUAGCCGCUCUCGCUCGAACAGCCCGCGCCACUACUAUGGCUCAGAGGGCAGAAGAGAGAGGCGCAGCAGAUCGCACUCUCCGCCCGGCUCAAGGCGCACUCGCAGGUCUGUCCUGGACUCGUUCCCCAUCCCCACGGUAUGACCGCCCACCCCCUUACCUUCCUAGAUCCCGCUCAAAGAGCCACGAGAAAAGGCCCUUUUCCUGGAAGCGAGAUGAGAAACGGGCCUCACCAACGAGGAGCCGCGAGCGGCGCUCGCCGCCGGCGAGAAACCACGAGAGGCGAACGUCCGCGGAGAGCUCGCUGCGUCAGCAAAAGCGCUCGGGCAGCACGGAGAGACUGGCCAAGAGGCUGCUGGAAACCUCAGCCGUCCAGAAUCUGUCCAAACAGUCCAACCUCGAGGCCGUGGUUAAAACCCUGGCUCCCGCCUUACUGGCCGAGCUGGCUAAGAUGAAAACGGCAUCUUCAUCGUCGUCCACGGCCUCAGCUGCUCCAUCUUCAUCAGCUUCCAGUGCGGCAAAAAAGACAGCCGCUAAGACCCUUAAAGCCAAGCCCAGCCUUCAGAAGAGCGGGACCAGUGCGGCAGCACAGUCUAAGGUAGGCCUGGGGUCAUUAGCCAGCAAAAUCUCCUGUUUUAGCACUGAUAAACUGGGUAAACCCUCCCCUCCAACCAUGGUGAGGCUUAAGGGAAUUUGGAGUGCUCUCUCUCACAAGGACGUGUCCACCGCCAUGGAGAAUUUUGGAAAAACCAAAUCAGUGGUGCUGUUCCGGUCCAAGCUGGAGGCAGUGGUGUGUUUUGAGAAAGUGGAAGACGCCGACAAACUGAGGAAUAAAAAAACCUUUGAGGUGAAGGGAAUGCCCAUCCACGUCGUCAGAGAAAAGGAUGUCGUCUCUAAGAAGCCUCCACCAGCUCCCAUAAAGGAGCAAAAGAAGCCUCCACAGCAGUCAACAAUUCUGGUCUUUUACAGAAAGUCUUUAAAGCCCAGCGUCUCCACGGCUCAAGUCACCAAAUCCACUCCCACCGGAAAAGCCAAUGCUUCUUCUUUAACUGGCGCACCCAAGAAAACCACGACAGGAAAGCUUGUGCCAAAAGCCAAGGUCCUGGUUUCCAAAUCAAAGAUGGCCCCAACAAAACAGACAGCAAAAGCUGGGAAAGCUAACAGUGCGGCGGCUCAAGGUGGAGCGAAACCGGUUAAAAAGGUAAAAAAAGAUGCUUCAGAGCUUCCAGGAGCCAAGACGUCACAGACCCCACAGAAGAAGCUUGAAAGUGGUGACUCUAAACAAACGGAGCAGGGCAUGAAAAAAGGGCCCGGUGUGGCGCCUAAAGCUAAAGGCAAAGACAACGUCAAACCAUCAAAUCCGAGCGUUUCUACACCGGGUAAAGGCGAGGAGACGGCCGUGGUCACAGAAGACCUCACGCCCAAAGCAGAAAGCACACCCGAGCAUAAGGCUGAAUCACAGAGUCUCACGGGAGCCAAAGUAGUGAAGGAAGAAAUGGAAGAAAGUGAGGCAAAGGACUCCACGGUCACAGCCCAUCAGCCAGCAGAGAAACCCGAAGAAAAAGCUGAAGAACCUUCAUCUGGAGUCAUGGGCACAGUUGCUGAGAAAGAAAGCGGAACUCCCUCCGAGAUGACGCAAGAGGUGGAGUUAGCUGAUGCUGAAGUGAAAGAAAUUAAAGAAGACGAAGAAGCAGAACCAAAAGAGGCGGAAAUGGAAGAACCCAUGGAAACUGAGAGUUCUGCUGAGGCCAGAGAGCAAAAUCUGACAAAUGCAAGUAAAGCCAUCGAGGCUCAGGCAGAAGCCGGGGCAGUUUUUCAGCCUAAGCCUCAUGCUGACUCGCCUCAAAUACAGGAAACAAGUUCUCCUGAGAGCAAAGAACAGGAGGCGAUGGGUGCAAAGCCGUUACCCACUGAAGCCUGUGAUAGUCACACUCCAACCCAAAUGGUUAAACCUGCACCAACAGAGCCCCCUGCCGAUCAGGCCCAAUCAGCAGACGCCCCUCUCGCAAGUCAGCAACCCCCCCUUCAACCUUCCUCACAUGCUCAGCAAAGCAGAAUUCCACCUUCAGAUUCCGCGCCAGCAGAGUUGGAGACCCAGACCAAAGCUUCAGAGCCUCAGCCGGCUGCAGAGAGCUCAGCGGAAGCUGCUGCAAAGCCACAGGAGGGACAGGAGGCGGCUCAAACCAAGCAGAAAGUUCCUGUGACUGCUCUGAAGACCCAGAAGGAUUUGUCAAAAGCUGCCAGUGAAAUUUCAACUGCGCCCCCACCCGAAGUGGCCAAAACCGAGCCGACUGUGACCCUCGCUGCUGCCGCUACCCCCCCAACAGCCAGCCAGAAGCCAGAAAAGCAGCCUGAUAAAAGCAGUUGCGUCCCAAUGGAAACCAGCCUGCCAUCCACGCCUACUCCUUUGGAACCCGCUGAUAAUGAGCAACAUGCUCUGCAAAAGACUCCUGCUGCUUCGGCUGUACCAGCGACAUCUGCGGGGUCGGUCCUGUCUGAACCAGAGAAGGCCAACAAACCAGGAACCGAAACCGCUGCGCGCCCAACCGACACUCCGAAUACAAACCAGGAUGAAGAAAAAGUCGAGGAAGAGGGGUCAGCAGCAGCAGCGGCCCUCCCUGUGUCAAGCUCUGAGCGUCCGUCCAAAAUUCCUGGAAGGUCGGUGGAGACCCUAGUGGAAUUUCCUCAAAUCGACGAGGACAUUUUCAGGGCAAUCACGACAGCCUUACGCGAGCACAGACUCACUCAGGGGAUCACGGCGAAAAGCAAAGUCAAUGAGGGCACCAGUGAAAACAUCAAAAACUCAGUAAGUCCAGAGCAUGAGGACACACCACAGGAAAAGGCUCUGGACACGGACACAGCCGAUUUCUCUUUAGACCAUUUUGAUGAGGAAAGCUUCAACUUUGAAGACUUCGUCACUGUUGAUGAAAUCACUGAGGAAACGGAGGACACGGCUGACGAUGGCUCGCCUUCACAUAUCCUGACCUCCAGUGAGACUAAGGUGAGGCACGCUUCUGACGGGACACCCCCUGCUCAAAAGAGCUCCAGGAGCGUGUCCUCGUCAAAGCCUCCAUCAAGCAGGUCCUCCUCUGCUUCCGGCUCCGUGUCCCUAAAAAAGCGAAGCGACUCCUCUGAAUCCACCAAAUCCCAAACCAAACCCUCUGCACACGUUAGGAAGUCCUCUUUCUCCUCCGCUUCACAGUCCGUUGAAGCUUCCAUCUCCUCGGUCAAGAAAGCUCAGCCAGCGAAGACCAGGUCCUCCGCCGGUCGACGCGCUCGCUCCUCCGCAGCGGCCGUGAGGGCGUCCGCAGGGACGGGCCUGAAAGUGGACGCUGGAGCUGCACAGGGUGCAGCAACAGAGUCUGACCAGCAGGGGUCAGCGGACAGCCAUGCUGCGAAAACUGCAGAGUCAGAGGCAAAAAUAGACUCCUCAUCAGAGAUGGAUCCACCUGCACAGGCACAGCCGUUCCAUCGCCAAAGCCUAAGCCCGACGACAGAUUUAAGGGAUGAAACGCUCAAAGAGGGGAAGACAGGCAAUGUCAAAGGAAGCAAAGAGGGGGAGGAUGGCAAACAGGCUGAGGAGGAGGCAGAUGAUGGUGACAAUUACCAAAUCCUCGAUGCACUUGAUGAUCAAGUUCAUGGACAGAUGGACCACAGAGAGACCCAAGACAGCAGCUCUGACCCCCAGACACCUGGACCUGACACGCCGCACCAGAAAGACCAUCAUAUCUUGGAUAGCACUGAGGACAAAGACAAAGCCUGCUCAGAGCAGUGCAUUGAAAUGAGGGGGGAUGCUUCUAGCCAAGUGCAAAAAAGCCAUAAAGACGGAGAGGCCACAGGUGAUGAAGGCAGUGAUCUGCUCACAAGUGAAGACUCUAUGUUAACACAGAUGUCUGAGGGAGGCACGGCCCCCAACAAACCAUCACUUAGAGGAGAAGCAGUGAUUUCCGAGGAAUCCUGUAAAACCACCACAGAAGUGGAAGAAAUCUCUGACAAAAAGCAGCCCCCUGAAGACCGAGACAACGGAGAUUUACAUAGCCAGCCAGCCUCAGAGACAGUGGAUUCAGCUGGUGGUCAGACUAUGGCAGGCAGCGACAGUCAGAAUUCUGAAACUCUCUGCGAUCAGAACUCUGACUGCCCAGAAGAGGAAGAUGCAUACCAGGUCCUAGAUUCUGUGGAGGAUCAGCCAAAAAACACAGAGACAGAGUCAGAGGCUGACGGCAAUGUAGACAAAACAAAGACAGACAGCGCGUUGGCUCAGAGAGACGAGGGAGCAGACAGGAGAAGUGGUCUGAGGACCAGAGCAUCAAGAAGUGAGGAGAAGGAGAAAUCCCAAAAGAAACAGGACUGGUCAGCUGGGAAAUCUAAGACUGGAAUGAAGGACUGCACAACAGGAAAAGAGGAACCGAUGGAGGAGAUGGUCUUUGAGGUGGUGGACUCUGUGGAAGAAGAAGCUGUUCAAGAGGAAAGGUCCGGUAGAAGAAGAACUGCCCGAGGAAACAAAGAGGAUAAAACCCCAGCAAAGCAUGAGGCCCCCGAAGUACCCGAAAGAGAAGAAGAAGCUGUGUUCAGAAUCUUAGACUCUGUGGAGGACGAGCCCGACGCCCAAAAACCCACAGUCACAACGAGAUCUACCAGAGCAAGAAGGGAGAAAACUAAGAAAGAUGCAGAGAAUGAGAAAUCGAAUAAAGAUAAGACCCCGGUAGGAAGGAGGAGCAAGUCUGCAAGAGAUUCAGAACAAAACGAUGAGAAAACCACAGCCGUAGAAGACACAACUCCUCCUGUAGGAGCCGCUCAAACAGAGAAAAGUGACUGUGCUGUCAGAGCCGCGUCUGAGGAGGAGGCAGCUUACCAGAUAUUAGACGCCGUGGAGGAGGACCGCCCCGCCACGGCGGAAAACCCGAGGCGGGUAAGGCCGAAGAAAGAGUCGAAAGCCACCAAGAAACAAACGGCUGCUGCGAAGAAGGAGGCCGCCUCCCGGAAAAGGGCCGAAGAAGAGGGAGCGGUAUACCACAUACUGGACUCUGUGGAGGAGGAGCCCGUGGACAGCAGAGCUCCAAAAGGCCAGAGUGAGAAGAGCCAGCCACCCGUCCCCGAAGAGGACCACGAAACCGAGAGACCAGGCUCGGCCGUAAAUGAGGAGGAGGAAGAGGAGCCCGUGUACCACAUCGUAGAUUCUCUGGACGACGAUCAGCUGCUGGAGGAGUUGAGCACAGACAAGGACGAAAGUGGAGAAGCAGGACUGAGGGUCGUCACGAAAGACGAGGAUGCUGCAGAGGCAGGAGACUCCCCGGCUAGGAAAGAGUCCCAGAGGGAAGACUGGGAGGAUAAGAGUCUGCCUCAGUUCGCCGUCUCCUGCGCUGGAGAGGAAUCUGGAGCAGCAAAAACGGAGCCAAAGAAAGAGGAAAGUCCAGCUGCGAAGUGGCUGAGCGAUGCGGCGGCACCAGAGCAGAAGCCAGAGGCAGCCUGGAGAAGCCAGGACACAGCGACGCACAGCGCCCUGGUCAACCUGGACCAAGUGAGCGAGGAGGAGGACGACUACCCCGACGACACGGCCGAGGAGGAAGAGCUGAGGAGAAAACAGACGGCCGCCAAAGAGAGGAGGAAGGAGGAAAGGAGGGCCAGGGAGAGGGUGGACGCAAAGAGAGAGCAGCGGACCCAGAGCAGUGGAGCAAGGGCCAGGAAACCCCAGCAGAGAGAGCCGGAGACCGGGGAGGAGGACUCCCAGGAGCUGGUGACGCUGGACGAGGUGGGAGCAGACGAAGCCACGGGGGAAGAGGCAGCUGAGGGUCCGGGAUGGGAGAUUUCCGAGGCAGAGCUGCAGGAGCUGGUCACUCUGGAUGAGAUCGUCGAGGACGCCGAGGAGGGAACGCCGGAGCAGGGAACGCCGGAGCAGGGAACGCCGGAGCAGGGAACGCCGGAGCAGGGAACGCCGGAGCAGGGAACGCCGGAGCGGCUCCCGGCCGGAGCGGAGAGCCUAGCGGCGGACCUCCCCAAAGCGAAGAGUUCAGCAGCUGAGGACAAAAACGUGGGCGGGGAGGGAGCAGAGCGAAGCCCAACUCCUGCCAAACGCAGACACGACGACACAGAAAAGAGCCUUGUGACGGUGGACGAAGUGGGAAAGACCGAAGAGGAAAGGGACGGAGCGGUCGGGACGAAAGGCAGGCCGAAGAAGAGAAGCAGACAGACUCCCGUGAGAAAAUCCACCAGGGGGAGAGAAGGAAACCAAUCUGUGCCACUGAAUUCCCUUCAUCCUCCCUCCACUCUGGAGAAAGAGCCACCUGCUCGGUCAAACACUGACCAGAGGAAAGAGGAGGAAGCGGCGAACCCCUCUGCAGAGCAUCCUGUUCGCCAGACACAGGAGGGAUGUGAGGGCGGGCUCGGCAAGAAGGGCUGUAAAACAGCAGAUGUUAAAGCUGCUGAUAAGCGGAGACAGGAGCCCCUGGGACCCGAGGCAAAGCGCUCCCGUCCUCAUUCUCCCUGCGUCGCGGCCGACUUCAAACUGCCCCCCUUCAACCCUAAAAGUCCUCUGGGCCAGGAGUUCGUGGUUCCUAAAUCUGGGUUCUUCUGCAACCUCUGCUCGGUUUUCUACUUGAACGAGAGCACGGCCAAAGAGACCCACUGCAGCAGCCAGCGGCACUACGACAUGCUGCUGGUAGGCACCGCGCUCGCAUCACACACCAGGAAGAGGCGCCAGGCCUGA
This is a messenger RNA of Menidia menidia (Atlantic silverside), 9345 nucleotides long. The record is from the annotation of a GenBank genome assembly. NCBI's taxonomy places the organism in Eukaryota, Metazoa, Chordata, Actinopteri, Atheriniformes, Atherinopsidae.